AUGGAUAUACGUCUCCCUCCCCGGGCUACAGCUGGCCCUCGACAAAACUUGCCCAUCUUUAACCAACUCUGGGCCGCCCAAAAACUUCGGUCUCUCCUCUCUUCCUACCGCGACCUAUUGUCACCACGGCAGUGGAAAGAAUUUCUGCACAAAACCCCCAGUGUCGCUUACUACGACGCCUCCCAGCCAUCCAACGCGGAACCUGAGGUGAACCUCGAACUCCUUGAGGCCGCAGUGACCGGUGUGCGGGCUGCCGUGGCCGAAUGCCGCUACCAAUUCCGUAACGAACGUUGGAACUGCAGCCAGGUCCUUGAAACGGACAACAACGCCCUCUUUGGAAAUGUGCUCAUGAAAGGCAUUCCGGAGACGGCUUUCGUCUACUCCAUCGUCAGCGCGGGUCUCGUGCGAAGCGUGGCUGAAGCCUGUCUGAACAAUAUUCGCAACUGCCCCUGCAAUAACCGCGGUCGGACGGAGACUGAGGCCGGUUGGCAAUGGGAGGGCUGUGAUCACAAUAUCCACUACGGUCGGCGGUUCACCCGGAACCUGCUUGAUCAAAUGGAAAACGGAUUCCACAUUCGCUUUCUGAUGAAUUUGCACAACUAUCGCGUUGUUUCCCAGAAUAUGCAGAGGUACUGUCGUUGCCACGGAACCAGUGGAUCCUGCACAAUGAAGACCUGCUACAGACAGACGCCCACAAUGAGAACCAUUGGAAACCAACUGAAACACAUGUACCAGGAGGCCUCACAAGAGUUAGUCUACUUCGAGCGUCCGCCCGAGGACCUCUUCUGCAACGCCAAUCCACAUCUCCAUCUGACCGGAACGCUUGAUCGGGAGUGCAACUCCAGUAUCAGCGGACCACAGAACUGUCGCUCACUGUGUUGUGGUCGCGGCUACCGUACGCAACACUACUACAGUCUGGAGAACUGCGAUUGCAAGUUUGUCUGGUGCUGCCGAGUGGAGUGUCGCAAGUGCCUGGUUCUGAAGAAAGUGGAGACCUGCCUUUGA
Dibothriocephalus latus is the source of this 1005-nucleotide messenger RNA. The record is from the annotation of a GenBank genome assembly. Lineage: Eukaryota; Metazoa; Platyhelminthes; Cestoda; Diphyllobothriidea; Diphyllobothriidae.